Messenger RNA from Acanthopagrus latus (yellowfin seabream), 6948 nucleotides. RefSeq lists its product as uncharacterized. Lineage: Eukaryota; Metazoa; Chordata; Actinopteri; Spariformes; Sparidae. The transcript has 21 exons. The coding region runs from base 263 to 6580 and encodes 2105 amino acids. The record is from RefSeq and is a predicted model, not a curated record.
AGAAGAAGAAGAAGCCGAAGAAAACACGUCGCUGGUGUUCGGUUUAACGUUGAACUUUUCACUGAAAAUAUUUAAAUUCAUAUUUGUUCACCGACUAUUUGUGAAGUUAUGACACUAAAGGAAAGUAAGAGUCGAGUCAACCGAUGAGUUUCCCUCCUAAUCUCUGACUGUUAGUUGAUUAGCCAGUAAAGUUAACAGCUAGCUUAGCCCGCUAGCUCCCUGCACGUAGCUGCAGUAACGGUAGCUCUGUGUCGGGGUGGGCAUGGGACCGACGAGGAACAGACCCCCCAUGGGACCGCCGUUUGAUAACGGACCUCCAUUCGACAUGGGGCCACCGGGAUGGGGGCCUCCGCCACCGGGAGGCUGGGGUCCUCCACCGCCAGGUGGCUGGGGCCCUCCGCCGCCCGAAGAAUGGGGGCCAGCGCCCCCCGGAGGUUGGGGUCCCCCGCCGCCUGGUGGAUGGGGGCCACUACCACCUGAUGGAUGGGGACCGAGAGGGCCUCCACCGCCCGGAGGUUGGGGGCCACCGCCAGAAGGAUGGGGCCCAAGAGGACCACCACCGCCAGGCUGGGGGGCUCAUCCCGACGACUGGCUGCCACCUCACCCAGAUGCCUGGAGACCUCCUUACCCUGACGACUGGAGACCUCCUCACCCUGACGCAUGGAGACCUCCGCACCCGGACGACUGGAGACCUCCGCACCCCGACGACUGGAGACCUCCUCCUGGUUGGCCUCCAGGCGGUCCCCCUGAUCCGUGGGGACCGGAGCUUCCCCCGGGACCUCUACCCCCUCCUCCUGUAGGAAUUCCUCCUCCGGAUCCCGCAGCCUAUGGACCACCCCCUAUUCCCCCUCCAGGCUGUCCCCCUCCCAUAGGCUUCCCACCGGGCUUCCCUCCGGGCUGGACGGGAGAGCCUGUUGUAGAGGAACCGAUGCCCAACCCGCCCCCAGAGCAGCCUGAGUGGAUUAAAGCGUUGAUUUCAGCUCCGCCCACUGAAUCGACUCCAGGGGAAAUAAAAAAGAACACAGAGGAGCCUGUCGUCAUGACAACACCUGCACCAGACCCCCCUCCUCCUGCAGCGAAGGCUAAGCCCACAGCUGACCCCAUCAAGGCUGCCAAAACCCUCGGCCUGCUGGGAAAACGCACAUUUGAUAAGCCUCCUCCAGGCAGGUCGACGGGGAUCAUCUCAUUCAUCGGGCCGAGCUUUGGCUACAUCGAGAGGGAAGAUCUGGAGAAGUACACCUUCAGCUUUGACGCCUUCUUUGGAAACCCCAAGGCCAUGCAACCUGGGGUCAGAGUUCACUUCACCGCCUGCAAGGACAAGACCAGUCUGAUAGCGACGGAUGUGAAAGUGGCUCCAGGUGGAACAGAGAACGUGGACACAGAGAUCUAUGAGGCCGUGGUCAGUCAGGCCAUCACAGAACCUCAGCCUGGUGGGCGUCAGUACCCUGGGCAGGUCCACGUGAACAUCGGGCCGCUGAGGACCAACCUGACAUUUGAGACGAAGGACAGCACGGUGACACUGCUGAAGAACGACCAGGUGCUCAUCAACCUGCUGACUGACAUCGUUUCCGAGAAGAGGAGGGCGACCAACAUCAAACCCAAGAUCCCUUCGACCUUCAGCCACACCAAAGAGUCCAGAGAGGAGGGCGUCAUCAUCAGCCUUAAAGACAAUGAAGGCAUCAUCAAGUCGGAAGAACACGGCGAACUUCCCUUCGACAUCAAAGAGAACUUCAGUGACAUCGAGUUCACCAGCGAGGACGUCAACGAGGAGGUCGAGUUCACCGUCAUCACGCUGAGAGCGGGGAAGAGGGCGAUCAGGCUCCGGCGGGUGAAGGAGCCCCUCCUCCUGACCUUCUGCUCUGCAACCGCCGCCGCUGCAGCUGCUGUCGAGGAGAAGAAGGAGGAGAAGGAGGAGACACCGACCACAGGUGGUGACAGCGACCCUCCCCAGGCCCUCAAAGGGAAGGCCAACACCAAGUCGGAGAUUGGCCCCACCAUGAAGCUGGACCCAGAGCUGUACGAGGGCAUCGUCAGCCAGCCAAUCAUCGAGCCGACGCCGCAGAUGCAGGGUUACCCGGGUCAGAUCCACGCCAACAUCGGCCCUGUUAAGACAAACGUGACCUUCGACCACCGAGACUGUGGCGUAACGCUGCUGAAGAACGACCACGUAUUGAUCAACCUGCUGUACGACCUGGCAACCGGGAAGAGGAGAGCAGCCAACAUCAAAACCAAAAUCCCAUUCACCUUCAGCUACACCAAAGAGAAGAGAGAGCUGGGCAUCAUCACCUAUCUGGGGUCUGAAGAAGGCAUCAUCAACUCCGAGGAGCACGGCGAGCUACCUUUUGACAUCUGUGAAAACUUCAGUGACACCGAGUUUGACAACAAAGACAUCCACAAGGAAGCAGAGUUUACUGUUGCCAUGGUGAAAUCAAAGAAGAGGGCAAUCAGGCUGUUGAGGACAAAAAGGGUGGAGGACAAAAUCCUGGAGGAGCAGAAGAGACGGGAGGAGGAAGAAAAGAGGAGGAAACGGGAGGAGGAGGAGAAGAGGAAACUAGAGGAGCAGCGUAGAAGGGAGGAGGAGGAGGAGCGACAGAGAGAGUCAGAGAGGAAGAAGAAGGAGGAGGUGGCGGCGGCGCUGGCGGCUGCAAAAUGCAAAUGGACGCCGUUCGGCUUCAAAAUGAGAGACCCCGACACGCUGGAUGACCUCAGCAAGGAGCGAUUUGAAGGCACCGUCCUCAAAGCUAUCUCCAAAAACAUAAAGAUCAAGGAGGAGCCGAGGGAGGAACCAGUAGGAGCUCCCUUUGUACCGGUCAAAGUUAAAGUAGAGAAGAUGGAGCAAGAUGAGAAGAAAGAGGUGGAAGGAAAAGCUGAAGAAGAAGAGGAGCAGAUGAAGGUGAAAAAGGAGAAGGUGGAGCAGCAGGAGGAGGAGGUGAAGAAGAAUCAGUCAGCUAGAGUUAAAACAGACCCAGAUGUCGGUCGACUGGUGAUGACUGUUGAUGGGAAACAGAAACAGCUUCCCUUCGGUCCCGAUGACCUGCUGACCACCGCCACAAUGUUGGACGGUGACAAGGUGCGUUUCAACAUCGCCACCCAUCGGGUGACCAAAGAGGAGCGAGCGACCUACGUCGAAAUUCUCCCCGACUCCUUUGAAGAGUCCAUUGAACAACGUCGACACGGCAUAGUGAUCGAGUUCACAGACGACUCGGGGCUCAUCAAGUGCACUCAGAACCCUCAGCUCUACUUCCACAUGUCGGAGGUGAUAGAGAAGAAGAGACUGGAGCUGAACGAGAAGGUCGAGUUCAGCGUCGUCCCGCAUGAAACGGCGGAGGGGGGGAACCAGGCCAUCAGGAUAAAACGCUUCACGGAGAGUGUUUUCCUUCCUGUUCGGAAAUUGGGCGGUGUGGGGGCUAACAAAGGAAAGAUGACCAUCAAGCUGACCAAGGCUUCAGAGGAAACUGAGAAAGAAAAACCAGAGGCAGACAAGCUGAAGGCAGUUGUGAAAAAUCUUAGAACACAGGACAGCAAGACCAGCAUCAGCAGAAAGGAUUACAGUUCAUCUCGGCGUAGAUAUGGCCGGAGCAGAAGUCGGAGCAGGAGUCCAAGUAGGAGUAGAGCGAGGAGUAAAAGUAGGAGCAGGAGUCCGCCCAGGGACCAGUUUGGACGUCUCAUCAAAAAGAGACGCAGCACCAGUGCUGACCGCGACCGUAAAAGCAGCAAGUCUGGGCGAAGCCGAGAGACGUCAAGGAGGCACACUAAGAGUCGGAGCAGGAGUCGCAGCCGAGGCAAGAGCUCCAGCAGGAGCCGCAGCAGGAGCAUUGAGAGGAGCAAAGACGGGCACAGCAAGAAAAGGAGCAAAAUCAGCCGAGAGCGCGAAGAAAGUCACAAGAGAAGGAGGGAGUUGAGCCCUCCUCCCAGACGUGCCGGAGUCAUGGAGGAUGAGCUGGCAAGGAAGAAGCGGGAGCUGGAGGAGCUGAACGAAAUGAUCGCUUACAAAAAGUCACUGGUGGACAGAGACCCUGGACAGAGGACCUGCAUUGACUAUGACCAUGGCAGGAUUGCCGUCCCGCUGGCUGAGUACAAACCAGUCAGGUCCAUCUUAAAGAAGCGACCGGAGGGACCAGAGUACCAUCGUCCUCCCCAGUCCUACGACGACCCUUAUUAUGACCGACCAUAUAGUCCCUUCCAAGAACGGCGGUACGCUGAACGCUAUGGUGAUCCAUACACCAGCCAUCCUUACAGUGAUCGCCCUCCUUAUGGUGAUCGUCCCUACCCUGACCGACCAUAUGAAAAUCAUCUGUAUGGUGAAGCUGCCUAUGGUGGCCCUCCAUCAACCAGCCAACGUUACACUGAUCGCUAUGAUGUUUACGAUGAACCCUAUGACGAUCGCUACUAUGAUGCAGCAUAUGCCAACCGGCCAUACGAUGAUCCGUAUCACCCUGUCAAACGGAGCCUGUCUCCCCGUGCUGCCUCGCCUUCUUCUCAGACUGGCCUGGUUGCCCCCAUCCAACCUCCCUUGACACAUACUGUGGCCACUUCCCAUUCCCCUUUCAGACCUCCUUCUCCCACAGAACCGCCUCCUAGAAGCCCCUCUCCAAGACUGAAGAACAAAACACCACGACUAUCCCCCCCUGCAGAAAAACCACCCCUCGAUCGCUUUCUUGACAUGCUUAAUAAAAAGGUUGAUGCUGAAAAGCAACCGGACGCGGCUUAUGUCCAUGAUGACCUUCUGCCUCAUGAGCGUGCACUUCAAGAUGGCAGGGGUUUCUCUCGGCUUGUGGGACUGGCUCAGGAACCAUCAAGCAGCAGUCUAGGAGUAGAAAGGGAAAAGAACCAACUAAGCCCUAAACGGUCUUCAGUAGAGAGAAUAAGCGAUGAACCGAAGAGCCAAACAGAACCCUAUGAUAAGAUCCAGAGUCUACUCCGUACGAUUGGCCUGAAGCUGAGUACAGGAGAUGUGUCCAAACUGGCAAGCCGAGCCCAAGAGAAAAUCUAUGGGUCAAAGUCUUCAUCCAUUGAAAGAGAGACUAUGUCAGUCCCAAGGGAAAACCUUCAAAUGAGUAGAACUGGUUCUGUGGAAAUGGAUAUCAUCCAUUCCCCCUCCCCUGCCAGGUCCUCCAGUUUGGAGCCACUUACCAGACAUAAAACAGUCUCUGAGUAUGAAGGAUUCCUCGACCAGCAAGAGUUGGAGGCACUAAAGAAGGCACAACAGCUGCAGAGUCUUACCAAGACAAUGGGUGGCACACCUUCCACCUCUUCAACUGCUAAACCUCCUCCUGGGCCUCCUUCUACUCAUUACCAACAUUCACCUCUCCCAUCCCAGGGCUCUACAACCCUCAGCAUGGGCACUCCAGCUGCUCCUGCAGCUUGUCAGGAUCAUCAAGGAUUUGGUCCUACAGCAGGACCUCCCCCUGGACCACCUCCUGGACCUCCUCCACGGCGUCCUGGACAGCCUCCUCCAGGACCUCCCCCUGGACCACCUCCUGGACCUCCACCUCGACGCCCUCCUGGACAACCUCCUUUCACUCCUCCCUCCAAUAAUGUAGUGUUUCCUUUUAUUGGCCAGCCUCCUGCAGCUCCUGCCCCCAACUCCUCCAGUCCUUUGCAGCCUGUAAGCACUGCCUCAGUAACACCAUCAUCAUCGACACCAGCAACAUCGAGUCCUCCAAACGAUGACCACUCAGCCAUCUCUACGACAGUGGCCAGAUGCCUGAAGGUCAUUGAGACGGUGAAAUCACUGGCUGUGCAGCCAACAGCCAAACCAGUCAAAACGGUCCAGUUCAGUUUACCCACUGAGUCUCCCACAGCCUCCAGUCCUCACACCUCAGCAGAGAUGGAGGAAGACAUAAAAAACAAGCAGAAGGAGAAGCUGGAUCUGUAUAACCAGAGGAUUUUGGAGAAGAGGGAGCAGCAGUACAAGGAGAUGCUGGCCCGCAAGAAAGUAGAGAAGAACAACGGUGGCGCACUGCCCGCCCCAGGCAAGCCGAUCAGCAGCGAGCCCAAGAACGUUUGGAUUUGUGGUCAUUCGCUGGUGUACUGGGCCGAGUCCCGGGCGAAGUCUCCAGAGGUAGGUAUGCAGCUGGGAAUGGACCCCAGCAAGGUCACCAUCUGGUGGAAGGGUACGCAAGGCAUGACGUGGCCCCAGCUCCUUCCCCAGCUCCACCAGCUGAAAGUCACCUGGCCCAACCCAGACAUCCUCAUUAUGCACUUGGGCGGCAAUGACCUGAGCACCGACAGCCCCACCGACCUGCUGGCUUCUGUCAAGAAGGACCUGACGUCCAUGAGGAGCAUCUUCCCUCAGUGCAUCCUCGUGUGGUCCAACAUCCUCCCUCGGAGGGUGUGGCGUCACUCGGCCGACAGCCACGAGGUUGAUCUGGUACGAACCACGGUCAAUCGCAGGAUCCAAAACAUUAUUUCGGACCUGGGCGGCACCUCACUGACCCACGACAACAUCAGGUGCGGCGCCAACACGGGCCUGUAUCGGGCCGACGGCGUCCAUCUGUCUCCUAAAGGCAUCGAUGUUUUCAAUCUGAACCUGCAGGACUUUCUGGAGAAGUGGGAGAUGGCCUCAGAGAAGAGCUGAGACGUGAUCAGUCUUUUCUGUUUUUAUGUCUCUUUUUAUUUGAAUCAUAGCUGAGCUGCAUCGACUUUACUCAUAAAACUUCAUCUUUAACAUCGUGUUUGUAGUUUCCUCUCACCGUGUAGGAGCAGCUGUGGUCUUAAGACAAUAAACUUCAAUAUCAACUGACCUGCUGUAUCUCAGACUUUUCAUUUUCUUCUUGAUGUCAGAACCUGCAGUUAUGAUGGUUAUGAUCCUUAUAGAAGAUGUUAAGAUACACGUGUUGUUGUAGUUUGUGUGUUAAUCAUUGAAACUGUCUCCAGAUUAAUACAUUGUUGUAACUUCUACAGGUAAAUGUAAUCUCAAUAAAGAUUUAUUGCCAAAAAUGAAAA